AUGGAUGCUAAGAAGUCCAACAAGAUCAGAGAUAUCGUUAAGCUUCAACAGAUCCUCAAGAAAUGGAGGAAACAAGCAAAUGAAUCAAAAACAUCCACCACCAACAACGAAGGCAACAACAGCUUUGGCGGAGGAAGCAAGAGCAUCAAGUUUCUCAAGAGGACACUGUCAUUUACAGAUACAACACCAGUUCCUAAAGGGCAUCUAGCUGUCUCCGUCGGCUUAGAGAAGAAGAGGUACACAAUACCAACAGAAUACCUUAGCCACCAAGCAUUCCUUGUUCUUCUACAUGAGGCAGAAGAAGAGUUUGGGUUUCAACAAGCUGGUGUCUUGAGGAUUCCUUGUGAAGUUGCUGUGUUCGAGAGCAUAUUGAAGAUAAUGGAGGAGAAGAACGAUGGGUACCUGGUGACAACAGCUGCUAAACAGGAUUGUAAAUUCAAUGUAGCAGCAGGAGAUGAGAAGGCGAGAUAUGGGCAUCCAUCUGGUUGCCCUCGGACUCCUUCACACCAACCUCACAGCCCAAUGUGCAGAUAGUUUCCUUUUCAUUAAUGCUUUUACUUCUGCGUCUUUUUCCUCUCUUGUUGACUUGAGCCCUUCUGCUUAUUUCCAUCUUCCCACUUUUUCUCUAGGGAUUUGGAUUUGUGUGCUUAUAAACUUCUGAGAGAGAGAAGAGAGUUUUUUUUUAAUUAUUAACGGAAUGUAUAAACGGAUUACUGAAAUGAAAACCUCCGAGGUGAUUCUUUGUUCUUUCUCUACUUUACUUCCAAAAAAUUUGUUAGGGUUACUGGCUCAGUAGUGGCUCUGAGCCUCAACUGAUGAAGACUUGAAAUGAAUUUGUCAGAUUCCCUGGUGGAGUUUCUCACAAGAACCCACCAUGCAAUUGAUAUAACC
Molecule: messenger RNA, 891 nt
Organism: Eruca vesicaria subsp. sativa (arugula)
Lineage: Eukaryota; Viridiplantae; Streptophyta; Magnoliopsida; Brassicales; Brassicaceae
Source: the annotation of a GenBank genome assembly